This is a messenger RNA of Lingula anatina, 1551 nucleotides long. Its product is annotated as GLIPR1-like protein 1. NCBI's taxonomy places the organism in Eukaryota, Metazoa, Brachiopoda, Lingulata, Lingulida, Lingulidae. The record is from RefSeq and is a predicted model, not a curated record. Gene Ontology annotation, cellular component: extracellular region.
CAAAGCGUCUACCCAAGGCACCGUCACUUUAAACGAGUCCUUGGACACACUAUUAUAGAUCCACCAUAACAUCCGGAGAGUUAUUUUGGCGUGCACUUGUUCGCUAUGCCAUGAAAGCAACCGUUAGGUCAAUGGAUCCUUGUAGAAAGUGGCGGCCAUGAAUAACACGAGGUCCGUGGAAAAUGUAAGCAUGGAUCAGACUCAGAGUGUAUGGUAGUUUAGUUAUCCACUGGGUGAAAUAUGAUCAAAAGCAAGAGGGUUGGUACGACAUGGACAGCGCAGCGAGUGCUUUGUAUAUGUACGGCAAUUGUUAUGUAUAUCAUACCAGAGAUAGAUGGCUCGGAUAUAGAGACAGUAUCAUCUACAUUCAGCUCAGAAGAAAUAGAGCACAUAUUAAAACUGCACAACGUCGGUAGAGAUAGCGUGGUUCCCCCGGCCGCUAAUAUGAAGUCAAUGGUUUGGGACAAAGCAGUCGAAGUCACGGCACAAUAUUGGGCUAGUAACUGCGAAUGGCGACACGGGAACGUGAUAUCUCGAGAAUCUCAUCUAUAUCAAAGCCGGAUAGGACAAAACUUGUACGCAGUGGCGGGAACCACUAGACCACGUGUAGAUGACAUCAUGAAGGGUUGGUACUCUGAAGAAAAGGAGUGGUAUGAUCAUACUAGUAACACAUGCCAAGAAGGGCGCAUGUGCGGCCAUUACAAGCAGGCAGUGUGGUGGAACAGUUACCUCAUCGGCUGUGGGAUAAUUCUGUGUCAUUCUGGUUCAAGAAACGCCUUUGAAGAUUACGACGGGCCUUGGUAUUUUGUCGUUUGUAACUACUUUCCAGGUGGCAAUAUUAAAGGACAAUUACCGUACGUGUCUGGCACGCCUUGCUCUCUGUGUACCCAGGACACGUUGAACUCCGGAGAUUGUGUGUCCGGACUGUGCCUCACGAAACAUGAGUGCUCUUUGUUUCCAGAUCGGUGUGCGUGGAAGAGUGGUUGUGAAUGGGCAAUAACCUGCUACAACCAAGGGACCCCUACCUAUGAAAACUGUUCUUGUAUAUGUACCGAGAAGUGGUCAGGGACAGAUUGUCGUGAAGAGAAAUGUCCAAAACCAAUCAAAUGUGCGAACGGCAGACCGUAUAACUUUGACAGUUGCAGAUGUGAAUGUGGAGAAUACUUUACUGGACAUCAUUGCGAAAAACCGUUACUGUCUAAAAUGGGAGACAGCGGCAGAGACAAUCCAAAGAUAUGUACCGUGCCGGGCAUGCGCAGACUGUGUGACUACCAUCUUGUAGGAACUACGGAGCUUGUCAGGCAUAUGUUCUGCCCACAGCUUUGUGGCGGAGUCAGUGCCGUACCUGACUAUAAUUCUCCAAAGGAAAAUUUCUUAGAACUUAUUUCGAGCUGUCGGUUAAAUAACUGAUUUUCUCUUUAUCUUUUUUUUACAAUCAGUAGAGUUGUAACAUCAAAUACACAUAGCGAGCAAUGAAGUGCAAUUUCAGUCUUAUUUCUGUGUUUGUUGAGGAUCAGAUAUAGAAAUUAUGUGUAUAUUAAUUGUUGUGUA